GAAGCUAUGAAAUUUUCUUUUAUCAUGUGCCAUGUUUUUUAGAUUCUAGUUAAUGGCGUGUAUUUUAUGGGGGUAGAGAAAGGGUUUAUAGAGAUGGCAGUUUGCAUUUGUUGUAGUUGAACAAAUCCAAUUGGGGAUCUGUUUUUGUUUUAAACAGAUGAUGUGUGUCUUGUUUCACUUGGUAUUCAUGUUUGUAAUGAUCUAGGGCUGUAUCUUUACCAUUUGAUUUUUAAUUGAGGUUUUAUGUGUUAUGAGAUGUUUGCCUUCAGAUUGUUGACACGCCUAUAAUGUUUUUGGGAAGACAUUCUUGAGAGAAUGCCAAUUUGUGGGCAUUGGGGCGUAAAUGUUGGAACAACUAGCAGCUCAAAGCAAGAUAGGCCGGACCAUGAAGCCACUCUCCAAAGUACUUCAGUUAUGAUUUACCCGUUUGGCAGAAUGGAGAUAUCUUCCUGGUGGUUAGGUAAGUCUAUUUUUUUAAUUCUAUACAAUGAAAAAUAUGUGAUUGAAAAUGACUGUGGAACUAAACUUUUGUGCUCUUAUAGUGAAACAAUAGCACCUUCUAUUACUUUCUUGGAAGAGACUCAGCACUAUAGAUUAUGCACGGUGUAAAAACAUAAAGAAUGAACUAGAGGUCAGUUUCAUUGCCCGGUUCUAUUUCACACCGAAUUUGAAAUUAAUUGCAAAUUUACCAUGGGGUCAUUCAGAUUUAAUAGAAGAUGAUGAAAUCUUCCCAUGAUUAAGAAUUUGUACAGUGAUACUGGCCGACUGAUGCAAGGUCAAUAUUUUAUUUCUUACAUGUACCGUGUGCACCUUUAAUCUUUUUUGCUGAUAAAUUUAAAUUGAUUUAUGUCUUACUUUUGUGAUACGUACAUCUUCUAAAAUGAUAUUUCCUGCCUUUACAUUUUGAGUAAAGAUGCACAGUGGAUAGCUCUAGGCACACACAGACACAUACUUUAUUAUGAUAUUUUAUGAGUAGGGCAUGUUUUAUUAGUUUGCUUAAUAUACUGAUCAUUUCAGGUCAAGAUAAAGACUCAUGCACUCAUGUUGAGAAUGAUGAAGUUCAAGUGGAGUUGGAGGAGGUGGUUGAUUCAUUUGUGCAACAGAUUUCGAUCAUAUUACUAUAUUCAAGUUAAAUAUAUGAAGUCUACGAUGUACAAGUGUAACUUUGAAGUAAAUUGGCAUUGUAGUCUACUUUUAAAAUUGGAUGACUUGUGUAUAAAGUAUUUGCCAAUUAAAAUGUUGAUAUGAAG
Cuscuta campestris is the source of this 1250-nucleotide messenger RNA. The record is from the annotation of a GenBank genome assembly. Lineage: Eukaryota; Viridiplantae; Streptophyta; Magnoliopsida; Solanales; Convolvulaceae.